AUGCUAACUCACUCGAAUCGCUCACCCUACUUUAAAGGCCCGUGGUACAGCGUCCUUUAUCCCAUGUACUCCUUGCAGCCUGUCCGAGACAAGGAGGAGAAUGCUCAGCGCCGCGGGGCUUGGGAUCGGGGGUUCAGCUCCAAAGCACUCAGAGACUACGAGUUCCUGGUCGCAGAUUACACCAACCAGCUACUCUCGCAGACCGACGCACACAAGGGGGAAAGUUCCAUUCUCACCGUUCUCACCGACUGGUUCAACUUUUACAGCUUCGACGUCAUGGGAGACCCGAGUUUCGGCAAGUCCUUUGGCGUGCUGAAGGAGAGUAUCAAGUACUGCUUCAUGGCCUCCUUGCAUCAACACAUGCAGUCUAUCGGCAUGUUCAGCCACGUGCUCUGGCUUUUCCCCAUUUUGAGGAACACGCCAGUGCUAAACGCGAACAACAAGCGGUUUCGGAGGGUUGUCAAGUCUCGGGUGGACGAAAGAAUCAAGAACCCACCCAGCCGUCCCGAUAUCUAUUCGUAG
This is a messenger RNA of Colletotrichum higginsianum IMI 349063, 522 nucleotides long. Its product is annotated as cytochrome P450. The transcript is spliced from 3 exons. Gene Ontology annotation, molecular function: iron ion binding; monooxygenase activity; heme binding. The coding region runs from base 1 to 522 and encodes 173 amino acids. NCBI's taxonomy places the organism in Eukaryota, Fungi, Ascomycota, Sordariomycetes, Glomerellales, Glomerellaceae. The record is from RefSeq and is a predicted model, not a curated record.